Messenger RNA from Gossypium raimondii (Peruvian cotton), 930 nucleotides. RefSeq lists its product as uncharacterized. The coding region runs from base 1 to 930 and encodes 309 amino acids. The transcript has a single exon. NCBI's taxonomy places the organism in Eukaryota, Viridiplantae, Streptophyta, Magnoliopsida, Malvales, Malvaceae. The record is from RefSeq and is a predicted model, not a curated record.
AUGGAGAAUGAAUUAGCACAAUUAUCAAUAAAUGAGGAAGAAGAAGAAAUACUACAGAUUCAGACAGAUCCGGGUAAUCAAAGUGCAGUGGGGGAGUUUCAGCUUGUGGGAUGUUUUUUAACAGCAAGUGUUAUUCAUUUUCCAGCCAUGAAAAGCACUAUGGCAAAUCUGUGGCAUCCUGUUUAUGGGGUCCAAAUUCGAGAUCUGGGAGACAAAAGGUAUCUGUUUCAAUUUUAUCAUAAUUUGGAUAUGGAAAGGGUCCUAAAAGGUUUACCAUGGACAUUUAAUAACCAUCUGCUAUUAUUGAAUAAGCUAGGGAGAGGCGAAGACCCUCUGAAAGUACCGUUAAUUUUUACUCCUUUUUGGGUCCAAAUUCAUCAUGUCCCUAUUGGAUUAUUUUUUGAAAAGCUAGCAGUCCAACUAGGAAAUUUUUUAGAUGCUUUCCUGGAAUACGAUACUUUAAAUCUAGGAAAGGAAAAUCGUAACUAUAUGAGGGUAAGAGUACAGCUUGAUGUCAGGAAGCCCUUGAAAAGGAAGAAGCAGGUUUUAUGCAAUGGGGUUAGGUCGUAUGUCAUGUUUAAGUAUGAAAGGCUAUCACUUUUCUGCUUCUAUUGCGGAAGAUUGGGGCAUAAUGAUUCCUUCUGUGAGAUAAAAAUGAUGGCACGGGCAGAUACAGAAGAGUUGGGCUGGGAUUUAUCUUUACGAGCGCAAUCUCGAAGAGCUCUCUCUAUGAAUAGUAUAUGGCUGCGAGAAGAUGAAGUAGGGAAAGGGAUUGGAAGAUGGGGGGAGAAUCGAUCUGAUGAAUCAGGACAUAGGGAUGGAAGUACAGAAGCAAGAGGGGAAAGAUUAUUGACCCAAUUUUGGGGUUCAGUAUUGAGGGAGGGGUACAGUCUGCAGAUUGGUGAAAGAGCAAUUAUGGUUCGAGUCUGA